AUGCUUGUCCCCGAGCCUCAAGAUCUCCUCCGCCGUCUUCCCCUCGAGCACAUGGUCCCGCUCCCCGCUCUCCCGCUUCCUGUUCUCCCGCCGCAGCAGGACGGCCGUGACGCCGAACAGGCAUCCGGAGCAGAAGACGAACCCCAGCGUCACGCUGUGGCCCAGGACGUACCCCGGCUUGUCCUGCGUGCGGUAGAUGAAGGGCGCAAACACGCCGGCGCAGUUGCCCAGCGCCAGGAGCGUGCCCUGGCCCGCCGCCCGCUUGUAGUGGCUCGGCAGGUUGUUCGCGAUCCACGCCACCGGCAGGCCCGUGGCGACAUACAGACCCGCCGCGACGACCACGCAGCCCGCGUACCGCGCCGCCGGCGCCGCACCGCCGCGCCCCGUGCCCAGCAGCACCGCGUACCCCGCGCACGCCGCCAGGCACCCGCCCACGACGAACGCGCCGCGGCGGCCCGUCCGGUCCGACGCGGUGGCCACGGCCAGGUACGCCAGCGCGCCGAGCGCGUAGCACGGGAUCGUGAGCAGCUGCGUGUGGAUGCCGCCGUAGCCGAGCGCGUUGAUGAUGGUCGGCAGGAAGACGCUGUAGCUGUAGAGCAUGACGAGCACGCCGAGCUCGCCGAGGGCCAGCGUCCACACCUUCCAGUCGCGCCAGGCCUCGCGGCACUGCUGCCAGUCGAUGCGGCCGUGGUGCAGGUCGCUGUUGCUGCUGUUGCUGCUGCUGCUGCUGCUGACAUCGUCUUCCAUGCCGCUAAAGACGUCGCCGCCGUCGAGCUUGCGCCGCACGGCGACCAGGGCCUUCUCCCGCUCGGUCAGGUAGGGCGCGCUGCAGGGGUCGUUGGCGAGGACAAAGUACGACGCGGCGCCGAUGAGCACGGUGGGGAUGCCCUCGAUGAUCAUGAGCCAGCGCCAGGCGCCCAGCCCGGCCACGCCGUCCAUGUGGCCCACGCCGAAGGCCACGAGCCCGCCGCACGAGCCGGCGAUGGCCGACGCGGCGAAGAGGUAGAAGGUGCGCCGGGCGAGCUCGCGCCGGCGGUAGAAGAAGGUCAGGUACAGGCACACCGAGGGGAAGAAGCCGGCCUCGCAGGCGCCCAGCAGCAGCCGCAGCGCGACGAGCUGGGCCUUGGUCUGCACGAAGCCCGUGCACAGCGCGACGGUGCCCCAGGACACGGCCAGGAGCGGGAUCAGCCGCCUGGGCUGGAUGAUCUUGAGGGUCAGCGUCGCGGGGACCUCGAAGGCGACGUAGGUGAUGAAGAGCAUGCUGACGCAGAGCUGGAAGUCGUUGCCCUUGAGGCCGAGGUCGGCUUCCAUGCGGUACAGCCGGGCGUUGCCUGGAGAGGAGGGGAAGAGUGUCAGUUUGGUGUCUGA
Thyridium curvatum is the source of this 1368-nucleotide messenger RNA. RefSeq lists its product as uncharacterized. The transcript has a single exon. Bases 1 to 1368 code for a protein of 455 amino acids. The record is from RefSeq and is a predicted model, not a curated record. NCBI's taxonomy places the organism in Eukaryota, Fungi, Ascomycota, Sordariomycetes, Thyridiales, Thyridiaceae.